Molecule: messenger RNA, 951 nt
Organism: [Torrubiella] hemipterigena
Lineage: Eukaryota; Fungi; Ascomycota; Sordariomycetes; Hypocreales; Clavicipitaceae
Source: the annotation of a GenBank genome assembly
AUGUUCCGUCAACUUGCCCUCGCUGCCGGUCUGGCCUCUGUUGCCUCCGCAAGACUCGACAAGCCUAUCAUCAACCCGACAUUCCCUGGUGGUGGUCUCGACAGCUUGGCGCAGGGCCUUCUUGACCAUUUGGCUCCUACACAGUCUACUCACGACAACUGGGGCGCUGGCUAUAUCCCCGAAGACUGCAAGAACCUCGCCAAGAGCAACGGCUUCUCUCCGUUCGACAUCACCCCUUUCAACAUCCACUACUCCGACUGCAACGAUGUCUGGAUCUUUUGCAGACACAAGGACUCCCCGCUCAGCCAAAUUGAUAUGAUUGACCUGUUUGGCCGCAUGCCCGUUCACAUGCGCGAGUACAUUCGCCAUGUCAUUGCUCUUCCGGGCAACAAAUCGGCAGGCAGCUCUGGUGACAACAUCCAAAUGAACGGCGCUGUUGGCAUAACUGUGUUCGUCCACGAGACCGGUCACUCGCUUGAUUCGCACGGAUUCGACCCCAAAUACGGUGUGCCCUUUUCCAACUCCAAGACUUGGUUGGACAACUACAACAUGGACACGGCUGUCUGCGACAGCUACGCCCAGAGCAGCCAGCAGGAGAACCUGGCACAGGAGACUGUCGUUGGGCUCUACGAUAAGGUUGUUCCUGGCGGUGUUGGCAAUAUCCAGCCAAACUGGAAGGCUAUCUUCCACCAGUAUGCCACGGUGCAGGGCUACCUCGGCGAUAUUCUCACUCCUGGAGGUACUUGCAGACACCGUCUUGCCAACAGCAAGCCUGUCCCUAUGGGUGACUCUGCCAAAUUCCGUCGCGACUUGGGCCCGGCGCCAGAUGUUUCUCUGAGCAGUGAUGUCAUUGAAAUUGAGUCCAUCCCCAUGGGCAGCUCCAUCCGCAUUACUGAGUUUGACGAGGCUGGCAACCCGAUUGGCUCCAAGAAUGUUUCUCUGGUUAUGUAA